UACCUAGUUUCAUUCUUUUCCUCAAUAUACCGACAUACGUGAAGUUUUAUUUUUUUAUUUGAUCUGAAAAAUCACUGUUUAAAACAAUUACUUUGCCCUUGGUUUAAAUCUUCUUUUGCAGCAAUUUGUGCAGUUUGAUUUGUGGAGAAGUUUACGCAGAAGAGGGACAUGGAACGUUGGACAUCAAUAAUGUUUGUUUUCUCAUUGGCCGUUAUUCUUGGAAACUGUCAAACUUUUCAGUACAGUCGAGGAUGGACCAAUGGAAAGCGCGCGGAAAAUUUGGCUAAUAACUUUCUUGAAGUUUCAAAGUUAGCCGGAGCUCGGCUUCAGGGUACCGGAAGUCAACUGGCCAAUUUGCAGGCGAACUGCAGAUUGCAAAAGCUGAAAAUGUUACUGCAAGGAAACGGUAACGAACAGGCACAUUUUGCAACCUGCGAGUUCAUGAAUGCUCUGCGAAGAUCCUCGCCGGUAGCACCGAUGGCCAGUUACUUCCGGCACAGUUCAUCCUCAGAAAAUAGCAUCCGCAAUAAUAAUUAAUGAGGGUCGAAUAGCGAGAAUUUACGACACAAGUUUUCCUGUGGACCGUCUGUCUUCAAUAAAUAAGUUGCCAGAAUGAAAUCAAAAGUUAUAACUUACUCUGCAGAACAUCGACCAUUUUUUUUCUUUAGAAAACGAUCAAACCUUAUAAUUUUCUUUCUGAAAAACUGAUAUUUGAAAUUUAUCGCCGAAUGAGAAAAAAGGUGUUAUUAUAUGAAGCAACCAUGAAGUGAUUAUAGAGAUUUUGAAUUUUUCAUUUCCGCUUAUCUUUUUAAUGGAAAGAUUAGAUAGAUGGAUUUAAAAUAAAAGGCUGGUAAAAUAAAAA
Molecule: messenger RNA, 862 nt
Organism: Belonocnema kinseyi
Lineage: Eukaryota; Metazoa; Arthropoda; Insecta; Hymenoptera; Cynipidae
Gene: Crz
Product: pro-corazonin
Exons: 3
Coding region: 169-537 (122 amino acids)
Biological process (GO): positive regulation of heart contraction
Molecular function (GO): corazonin receptor binding
Source: RefSeq, a predicted model, not a curated record